This is a messenger RNA of Lytechinus variegatus (green sea urchin), 2935 nucleotides long. Its product is annotated as MAM and LDL-receptor class A domain-containing protein 1-like. The transcript is spliced from 15 exons. Bases 75 to 2441 code for a protein of 788 amino acids. Gene Ontology annotation, cellular component: membrane. The record is from RefSeq and is a predicted model, not a curated record. Lineage: Eukaryota; Metazoa; Echinodermata; Echinoidea; Temnopleuroida; Toxopneustidae.
ACAUCGCACGUCUGACAAGCCCCUAUAACCAGGUAGUGGCCGGCGGAACGAAGUGUCUUCGAUUCUAUUACCACAUGUACGGGGCGACCAUGGGCACUUUCAAUAUCUACGUGUCGAAGGCCGGGGACACCUUUGGUAGUCCCAUUUUUCAGAAGUCUGGGAAUCGGGGAAACAAUUGGAUUAUUGGACAGGUUGAUAUCACACGUGGAGACAUAGAUCCUUUUAAGGUUACGUUUGAGGGAAUUGUUGGGUCCAGCUACACAGGCGACUUAGCAAUUGAUGACGUCACGAUUUCCUCAGGAUAUUGUGCACAAGUGACCGAUGAGUGCGACUUCGAGGAUCCCAACAUCUGCGGAUACUCCCAGGAGACUGGCAGCGACAAUUUUGAUUGGAUAAGAAAGAGUGCAAACACUCCCUCUUUAGGCACAGGCCCGCCCAACGACCACACCCUCGGCACAUCAGCUGGCUAUUACAUGUACAUCGAAACGACAAGCCGAACCCGUGGAGAGGAGGCACGCCUCUGGUCGCCAACUUACCCAGUAGCUGGCGGUCACUGCAUCGAGUUCUACUACCACAUGUACGGCAGUACAAUCGAGACACUCAAUGUGUACAUCGUGGAGACGGGUGAAGAUGUACUUCAGCUUCUCCCAAGUUGGUCUCAGUCCUCGAAUCAGGGAGACCAGUGGUAUAUCGACAGGUUCUUAGCACCCACUGUCAAUGAUUAUCGGGUUGUAUUUGAAGGGGUCGCUGGAUCAAGUUACACGUCUGACAUAGCAAUUGAUGACAUCAGAAUUACAAACGGGUCUUGUCUUUCCCAAGGUGAUUGCGAUUUUGAAGAAGACUAUUGUACAUGGAUAAAUGACGUCACAGUUGACGACUUCGAUUGGAUAAGAAAACAAGGCACAAUCAACGGCACCGGACCCCCGACAGAUCAUACAUUCGGCUCCUCUUUAGGCUAUUAUGUAUACCUUGAUCAGACCAAUCAGACACUUGGUAGAACCGCGCGCAUGAUCAGUUCACACUUCAAUGCGCUGACAGGAACCAGGGGAUGUGUUAGCUUCUGGUAUUAUCUCGAAGGGAAUGACGCUGGUGCCCUCACCGUUGCGCAAGUGAGGAGUGGGUUCCCAUAUGAUGACACUGCAUGGAUGUUAGACUCGACUCAGGGAGCUUCAUGGAAUUACGGACAAGUGUCUGUAGCACGAGAUUACGAUUACAGGAUCGUCUUUAUAGGCGAAGUCGGUGCUUCGACACAAGGAAUAAUUGCAGUUGAUGACAUCCUUGUAACAGACAAUAAUAGCUGUUCAGCUAUACCAAACAGUGCUAUCCCCCAACCAACAUUACGUCCUCCUCCUCCUCAAACUACAGCCCCAGACACAGUUACUUCAGCUACCACAAGACACAUUACACCCGCAGGUACAACUAUUGCACCAGGAGCCACUGUUUCAUGUGGAAGUAUGAGCAUGACCGCCAUUCUCGAUAGAACCCUCUUGGAGAACAACGGGGACGCUCGCGAUGUCCACUUCGAAGACCAGGGUUGCACCGGCUACGACUACAGUGGCUCACAAAUCGCCGUCACCACCAGAUAUGAUGAAUGCAAUACACAGAGCGAGCAAACUGAUGCUGUCAUCAAGUACUCCAAUGUCGUGACGUACUUCAAACCGACCAGUGAAAAUGGUUCGCAGAUCACCCGUGACUUCCGGUUAAAGAUCCCGGUCAUCUGCGAGUUGAAUCGUCGCAGUCUGCUGGGCAAUGACUUCAAGCCCAAAGUUGGCAUCGUCAGUUUUACCGAGGUGGGUUACGGUAGUUUCUCGCUCAUUCUCGGUCGCUACACCGAUGAGCAUUUCACCACGCCGCCACCGGACCUCGACGCCCUGGUGCAUCUAGGUCAAAAGCUAUACUUUGGGGUAAAACUGAAUGCCUCGACCGAUCUGACUCUGUUAAUCGAUCGUUGCUGGGCAACGCCUGAUGUCUACCCGACGAACCCAAUCAAAUAUACCUUCAUUAAAGACGGAUGUGGACUUGAUUCUACCGUUGGAUUCCACGAGGAAGACGCCUCAUUAAAAGGAUUCUCCAUCGAUGCCUUUACUUUCAUUGGUGAAUACCACGAGGUCUUCCUUCACUGUGACAUCUUUGUCUGCGAAGACAAUGAUCCCUCGUCCCGAUGCUCACAGGGAUGUGUGUCCAGGGCAAGACGUGCAGCCGGCGAGGCUCGGGGUUCGAGCUCCCAACCACACACCAUUUCCAACGGUCCAAUGUCUAGUCAACAUGCCAGGUCAAUGGACACAUCGUGGUUGGCUAAUCCAGUCAAUAUGAUGCUGGUGGCGGCCGCUGGAUUCUUCAUUACCAUGGUUGCCAUGGUAACAGUGAGAGAGUUGAGAUCACGCGGCAAACCAUCCAAAGGAUACAACCGUCUGGAGGCAGAAGGUGAAAAUGAAGCUUAAGAAAUGGGAAGAAUUUUGAAGAAGAAGGAGCAAGGAAAAGAUCGUCAGCAAUAGAGUGAUACGAAGAAUGAUACGAAAUUCCCCUGUUGUCUCCCAGCUCGCCUGUUCUUUUAAACAUGCUUAUCAUUCAGCUUACAUGCAUUUUAUUUCAAAAAGGGCAAAUUGUGAAUUGAUUUUUAAUUUCAGUAGCAGAUUUUAGACGCGCUUCUCGCUUUUUACGAUUACUUCUUUUUAAAAUUUUAUCUAAUUCUCUACUUCAUUACCCUGAUGCUAUUUGUUGUUGCUUUUUGUUUCGAGUGUAUCAGUUGUUUGGACUCUCUUUAAAAUUGCCGUAUUAUUUUUCCGGGGAGAUUACGUAUAAACCAUAUUUUCCCGCCCAAUACUCUACGUUAAAUAGCGUAAACUUUCAGGAAGACCACAAAGACAAAUAUGCUACUGUAUACAGCCUGUAAAACGUUGCGCAUCAAGUUUCCAGAAAUAUUUUCCAUAUUUUU